Molecule: messenger RNA, 789 nt
Organism: Trifolium pratense (red clover)
Lineage: Eukaryota; Viridiplantae; Streptophyta; Magnoliopsida; Fabales; Fabaceae
Product: 1,4-dihydroxy-2-naphthoyl-CoA thioesterase 1
Exons: 3
Coding region: 177-668 (163 amino acids)
Biological process (GO): phylloquinone biosynthetic process
Cellular component (GO): peroxisome
Molecular function (GO): 1,4-dihydroxy-2-naphthoyl-CoA thioesterase activity
Source: RefSeq, a predicted model, not a curated record
CUAAAAUACCCUUUUAAUCAAAGCCUCCCAAAAGCAUAGAAAUUUCUACAGGUGUUUCUGUUUGACCCUUUUUGUUCAUUCAUAAUAAACUAUAGCUAUAUAUCAAAAAAUAUCAAUCAGUGACAUAAUAGAAUACCCUUUUAUUUUUAUCUCUUUUUUUUUUGGUUCAUUCAUUCAUGGAUCAGAUUCAACCAUCAUCAUCAUCUGCAAAACCAAAAGCUGCUGAAUUGGAUGUACCUCUUCAUACAAUUGGUUUUGAAUUUGAAGAUAUAUCAGCAAACAAAGUUUCUGGCAAUCUUCAUCUUACCCAAAAGUGUUGCCAGCCAUUUAAGGUACUUCAUGGAGGUGUAUCAGCAUUGAUAGCAGAAUCAUUAGCAAGUAUUGGAGCACAUAUUGCUUGUGGAUAUAAAAGAGUUGCUGGAAUUCAACUUACCAUUAAUCAUUUGAAAUCAGCUGUUAUUGGUGAUUUUAUUCAUGCUGAAGCCACCCCUUUAAUUGUUGGUAAAUCCAUUCAGGUGUGGGAUGUGAGAAUCUGGAAGAUUGAUCCUUCAAACUCACAAAACAGAACAUUGAUAGCAUCUUCUAGAGUGACUCUGAAAAGCAACAUGCCUGUUCCAGAUAAUGCAAAAGAAGCUGGUGACAUUCUAAAGAAGCAUGCAAAACUGUAAAUAUUGAUGUCAUCAGAUUUUAAGUUAAAUGUUAUUUCUAUAAAGAUAUAUGUACAUCAUGAUACACUUUGUACCUUUUUUGUACUAUGAUGGAGGCAAUAAGUUUUAGCUUAGAACCUCA